GGCAGCAUUUUAUUCAUAUCUUCUUUCUCCAUACAGAGAGUGCUAACUCAUAUGCAAUUAAAGAAAAUGGCAUCCAAGACUUUGCUUCUGUUGGGUCUCUUAGCAUUUCUUCUCGUUGUCUCAGAAAUGACCGCGGCAUCUGCAAGGCAGUCUGGCAUGGUGAAGUCAGAAAAUGAGGAAACUGUGCACCCUGAAGGAUACGGAGGUGGGCAUGGAGGCAAUGGACGAGGUUACGACGGAAGAGGAGGACAUUACGGGGGAAGAGGAGGCCACGGAGGUAAAGGGGGAAGAGGUGGCCACGGAGGAGAAGCUGUUCACACUGAGCCUGACGCUGUGAAGCCAGAGAAUGAGAAAACUGUGCAACCUGAUGGAGGCCACGGGGGUCAUGGAGGCCAUGGAGGUCAUGGAGGCCACGGGGGGCAUGGAGGCCGUGGGGGCCACGGGGGAGAAGUUAUUCUGACUCAGUCUGGUCACUAAAUUUCCAUAUAUAAGUCUUGUAUGCACUUACCUGUGUGUAUGACAAUAAAAUAAACUUGGUGCUUUUGUAAUAAAGUGACUCAAGUUUUAAGAAAAUAAACUAUGGGAAUAAAAUGUCAUAAUGUCA
Messenger RNA from Raphanus sativus (radish), 604 nucleotides. RefSeq names its product glycine-rich protein 3 short isoform. The record is from RefSeq and is a predicted model, not a curated record. NCBI's taxonomy places the organism in Eukaryota, Viridiplantae, Streptophyta, Magnoliopsida, Brassicales, Brassicaceae. The coding region runs from base 52 to 477 and encodes 141 amino acids. The transcript has 3 exons.